GACAGAACCCAAGGGAAUGAUUCCAGGCGUGGGUUUGAGGAACGGCCGCAGUUUCUUCGGUCAUCCAAAGCUCUGUUUACACCGCUCUCUCUUCACCGGUCGAAACAGAUUCAUUCCAGCUCUUUACUCCUGAAGCGCUGAUGCGCACUACUGGAGACGUAGCUUAGGAGGUGGAGAGCACGGUGCCCUAGGGGAUUCAACUUAGCACGAAGGAGGAUUCAUUGCUGAGGGUUUGGAGCCUGUCCCACCUGAACCUGUGCUUUCCUGGCAUCUUCUGGGCUCCCUGUGCAUAUCUGAACUCGUUAAGAACAAGAUGAAGGCGGAUAAGGCAGUGGAGGAUGUAGGAGAAUCUGCGAAGGUUGCAGGAGGCGUCACCUUCGAAUGGCUAAGACAGGCUGAAGACGCAAGUUUACUGACAACUCCGGCGCGUCCUACUGCUACUGACCAUGGUGAUUCUUCCUUCAGCGUAAUCGAAGAGUUCAAUUACUGGCGUAUGCAACCUGACCUUGCUGAAGCGGUAGCAGCUAUCAAGGCGCUGACAGCUGUUAUCAGACGCAGCCAGGCAUCCACUAUGAUGGGUCUCGAGAUUGAGCUCAAGAACGCCUCAGAGGCCCUCAAGGCUUGGGAUGAAACCUCUAUACCACUCUCUGCAGGCUGCGACCUUUUUUUGCGGUAUGUCACACGAACGACUGCACUAGAGUAUGAGGACAUUCGGGCUGGCAAAGCACGUUUAAUUGAGCGUGGGGAAAGGUUUGGUGAAAUAUCUCAGAAGGCUCGACGAACGAUUGCAAUGCUUGGACAAGAUUUUAUUCUAAAUGGAUCGACCAUCCUGACACAUGGAUUUUCAAGAGUGGUGCUGAACUUGCUGAAACUGGCGGCAUCAAAUGGGAAACAUUUCAACGUCAUUUGCACAGAAGGAAGGCCUGACAAUACAGGUGCAAAGGUGGCAAUUGAGCUACUAGCAGCUGGCAUUCCGGUUACUUUAAUCCUGGAUUCUGGUGUAGGCUAUAUGAUGGAGAAGGUAGACAUGUUAUUGGUUGGUGCUGAAGGUGUUGUUGAAAGUGGUGGUAUCAUCAAUUAUAUUGGUACCUUCCAAUCUGCAUUAGUUGCACGUUCUAUGAACAAGCCUGUCUAUGUUGCUGCAGAAAGCUAUAAGUUCGCAAGACUCUAUCCACUGGAACAGAGAGACUUGGGUCCAUCACCUUGUCAUGUGGAAUUUGUGGAGCCAGUUCCAGAAGAUGCUAAAGUGGAAAAUACCGCCAGAGACUACACACCUCCGAAUUAUCUUACGCUUUUGUUCACAGACUUAGGAGUGCUUACCCCAUCCGCAGUCAGUGACGAGCUCAUACAACUGUAUCUUUAGGGACUAGAUUUGGAGCGUCCGUUCUGCUUCAGUAGUCAGCUUGUACUUGACGCCAAGUUCGGCGUGCCUUGCAAUUUUGUCAAUACAAGAAUUGAGUUCGAAUGG
Physcomitrium patens is the source of this 1468-nucleotide messenger RNA. Lineage: Eukaryota; Viridiplantae; Streptophyta; Bryopsida; Funariales; Funariaceae. The record is from RefSeq and is a predicted model, not a curated record.